This is a messenger RNA of Emericellopsis atlantica, 1178 nucleotides long. RefSeq lists its product as uncharacterized. The transcript has a single exon. The record is from RefSeq and is a predicted model, not a curated record. Lineage: Eukaryota; Fungi; Ascomycota; Sordariomycetes; Hypocreales; Bionectriaceae. Bases 158 to 805 code for a protein of 215 amino acids.
CUCGACCCCAUCGGAACAUGAGGUACGAGCAAGAGUGACGACUUUCACGUGCCAACUCUCGCGCCGCCUGUCCGACAGACAUUCCAACAACGAACCCAGAGCGACACCACGUUUCCCAUCUCGUGAUACUCGUGCGAAAAAUGUGAAUCAUUCAAAAAUGGGGUUCAGUCCAUUGUCGCUGCUCGUCCUCCCUUCCAUUCUGUGUGCAUCCAUACCUCUCGCCGUAUUCGCAACGUUCACCACCAUCUUCGCCUUCAGCGUGCUCAUCAUCCGCGCCCUGCUCAUCUACGUCGACUUGGCGCUCUAUCUCCUCCCACGGUCACAGAUCCAGACUGCCGCCAAGCCCAUCACACCUCUCCCGCUGAGCUCACCGGUACUCUCUACCUCGCUAGCCAAAAGGCACCACCACAGGCGUCGCCGCUCCUCCGUCGCCUCCUCCACCGUUUCCGACCCGCCCACAAGCCUGGGCCUCAUCCCCUCCCUAGGUCCGGACAGAGACUACGAAGGCAUAGGCGGCUGGCGCGUCAGCCACGGUACGCAGGAAGGAAAGGAUGAUCCCUGGGUCACCGUGAACCCGCGACCGACGAGCUCGCACACUCAUCACCACCGUACACCGAGUGCAGGGCCGACGACGCCGGGUACGGAGGGGUACCUCGUGAUGAAGCGCAGGAGUCCAAGGGUUGGCAUGUCGCCCAACAGCUCGAGGGCGAGGACGCCGACGGGCAUUCGAGGGGGCGGGCUGCAGGUCGACGGGUACUUUGCUCUGAGCCGCAAUACCUCGCCUAUGCCCGCCAAGAGGGGUUGAUCCCACUGAUCACAUCAAUGUCUAGCUAGGCUAGGUUCACGAUGGGGCAAACAAGAGUAGCCUGCACAAUGGACUGGACGUCUCACUUGCUUUGCUUCGUCCUGUUGAUGUUUGUGUCUACCGACUCGCCGUUCAUAGGUGCUCCGCAAAUCAGAUUCCCCUGCAUAACCGGUUUCCACAAGCCAAAAAUGAGACUCUGUCCCGAGAACUUUGGCCAUCUUGUCGUCGCAAGAAUAUUAAUAAAAGACCGCUACAGGAACAGAUCAAGGUUUGGACUGAAGAAAGAAAAUACUGCCCGUGGCUUCAGAUACAUUAUCCGGCCAAAAAGAGAUGCGUCCUGGUUCCAGAUGGGCAAAAACGACAACGGCAGGAU